Molecule: messenger RNA, 4108 nt
Organism: Gavia stellata (red-throated loon)
Lineage: Eukaryota; Metazoa; Chordata; Aves; Gaviiformes; Gaviidae
Gene: NAIP
Product: NLR family apoptosis inhibitory protein
Biological process (GO): pyroptotic inflammatory response; detection of bacterium; inflammatory response
Cellular component (GO): IPAF inflammasome complex
Molecular function (GO): cysteine-type endopeptidase inhibitor activity involved in apoptotic process; ATP binding
Source: RefSeq, a predicted model, not a curated record
AUGUGGCAAGAAGUUUGGGGCUGAAGGGCACAGGGAGACUAGAGAGCGUGCUGCCAUGUGGAGCGAAGGGGAUUUCAGAAAGAAAAUGUCUGCCAAAGAGGACCCUACAGUGGAGACAAGUGACAACAAAAUACAUGAGCUGAAUCCUUCUGUAUUGCAAGCUCAUUUCCUGCAUGCAGCCUUUGAUUUUCAAAAGUUUACCAAAGACAUGGAGGCAGAAUUCCAAGAAGUCCGUGAACAGCUGCAGAACAGUUACAACCCUACUGUGAGGCAUGAACACAACCGAUUAAAGUUCUUCUUGCCCUAUACAUCUUAUUCAUCACGGUCUUUAACAGAAAUGGCAGCUGCUGGGUUUUAUGACAUGCUUGUUAAAUCCAGUGUGCAGUGGUUUUGCUGAGGGUUUGGUUUUUUUACCAUGAAAGUUAGAUGUACCCCAUACGAACAGCACAAGAAAUUUUGUCCCACUUGUGAAUUUGUCCUGGGCAAAGAGGUAGGUAAUAUUUCAAAGUAUGACAUAUGUGUUCAGAAGUUGGAGAAGAAUCCAGCAGAGCAUGCCUACAGAUACAGCAUGGAGGACGUGAGGCUGCAGUCCUUUGACGGGUGGCCGUUCUAUGCCAGAGGAACAAAGCCCAGUUUGCUUGCCAGAGCUGGGUUUUUCUUUACAGGCAAGAAAGAUACAGUGCGGUGUUUUGUGUGUGGUGGGUGUCUGGGAAAUUGGGAAGAUGGUGAUGAUCUUUGGAGAGAACACACUAAAUGGUUUCCUGAAUGUGAAUUCCUUCAAAGUAAGAAAUCAAGUGAGGAAAUUGAAACGUACAUUGAAACUUUCAGUGCCUUUGUUGGAGUGGUGGGGAGGUAUGCCACAGCUUCCUUUAUCAAGAAUUUACCUACCGCAACAGGCAAUCUCGUCUUGAACGUCUUUGAGGAUGAAGGAGUUCUGCUGCCAAGUUUUAAGAGUGCAGUCAAAGCCCAUGUGGAAGCCACUGCUCUUGAAGAAGCUGGGUUUUUCUAUGCAGGCGAAGGCAAUAGGGUACAGUGCUUCAGCUGUGUUCGUUGCUUACAGGAAUGGGAAGAAGGUGAAGAUCCUAUGGAAGAACAUGCAAAAUGGUUCCCUGAUUCCAACUGCUCAGAAAUACUUGGAAAGCCACUGGAAAAGCAACCAGAGAGCCUCUGGACAUUACAGUCUGCACAGCAAACUCCCUGUAAAGCAAAUCUUGAAGAGAAAACAACCCUACAUUCUGUAUGAGCUAACAUGACACUUGUUGAAAUUCAAUGUCUUUGAGAAGCAAAGAACUUCUCCAAACAACUUACAGAGGCUUACAAUGAUAACAGCUUCAGCAAAUUGUUUUCCUUUGGGAACUCAAACCAUUUGGCUAUUGACUUGAAAAUGCUCUACGGGGACCUAUCAUUUGUCUCAAAGGACAUUAAUGAUCAGCCAAUACAGCAGCUCUUUCUGCAUGAAAUCCUUGCAAACCUUAACUCCGCUAUUGUGCUGGAAGGUGAAGCAGGAAGUGGAAAAACACCAUUGCUCAGGAAAAUAGCUCUUCUCUGGGCCUCAGGCUGCUGCUCCAUUCUGAGUAGGUGAAAGUUUGUAUUUUAUCUCUUCCUGACUUAUGCAAGAUCAGAUCGGAGCAUGGCUGAUAUUAUAUGCAAUCAACCAGUAGGACUUGUGGGACCAUUAACUCUAUGAGACAUAAUUCAGCCACUGAAAAAACAGGUCUUUUUGGAUAACUACAGUGAAAUUAAUUCAGUGCCCCAAAUUGUAGAAGAACUUAUACAAAGGAACCAGCUCUACCAGCCCUAUUUGGUUGUUGCUGUCCAUACUAACAGAAUGAGAGAAAUUUGUAAGUAUGCAACCAUCACUUUAAGCAUUGCAGAGUUCCCUCUGUCCAGCACUCUGUAUGUACUAAAGAAAUUGUUCUCCUACAAUAUUGACCUGUGGAGCAGCUUCUCUUUCAGCUGGAGUUUGAAAAGUCUAUGCAGACCACUUUUUAUGGCGUCCCUCGCUGCCUAUUGGGUACAGCACCCAAAGGGUAACAAAAUCAGUGAUAAGGCUAUUAUUAAAGCCUAUCGGCUCUAUCACUUACUAGGAUACAGUGAGGAAAGAUAACAUGUACUGGCUAUGUUUUCCUCAUGUGGUGAGCUUGCCUUAACUGGUCUUUUCAAGCUAUCCUCUGAUUUCACUGAAUAUGAUCUAUCUGAAGCAGGAGACGGAGAUGAAGCUGUUAGGCUGGGUUUACUGAGCAAAUGUACUGCCCAAAGGCUUCAUCCAGUUUAUAAAUUCUUUCACCCCUUGUUCUAGGAGUUUCUUGCAGGGAGAAGACGGAGUGAGCUCCUGGUUUCUGAUGAAAAAUUGGAGCAAGAGCUGCAGUACUUGCAGCAAAUCAACACAUUUAGAAAAGUUGUUGGCUAUAAUUUUUUACAGGUGUACACUUGCAGCUUUUCUUCCAAAGCAGUCCCCCAAAUUAUAUCCUAUUUAUUUAAAUUUACUGACUGCAAGGAGCCAUUGGAAAGCCAGUCAAAAAAUGAUGAACCACUGCAGCAGCAUUCAGACCUUCCAAUAAGAAUGUUCUUCAUUGACCAGUUAAGUUUUAUUGAUCAAAAACUGCUUCUUCCAGUUUUCAUUCAGUAUUUACUGGACUUUGCUACUUCUGUAGUUUAUGAGAGUAAUACGAUCUCUGCGUGUGCCCCAAUCGUUUUUCAGUUCCUAGGAGGCAAAGAUAUUUUGCUACAUUCAUUUUUAUCACCACAAAAAUGUAAGUUGCGUUUUUUUCAGGAUUACCCAGAAUCAUUGUCUCUACCCAGUCGUUUUCAGGUUGCAGUACAAGGAAGUGAACAGAAAUCAGAAUUCAGUAUACCUGAAAUAGGUGCUUCCUAUUCUUCACUGGAGAUGCCAACAAUUGACCGGGAUUACGCUCCUGCGUUUACACUUCUUAAUAACAUGGCACAAAAAAUUAAAGAAGAAGAAAAAAACAUUAGUAGCUUUUUUUCACUGAUACAAAGACAUCUACCAGACUCCAUCAUAUGUCCCCUCCUACUUAAAACAGCGAAGAUACCACUUCUAAAAUGUACAUUCAGCAACAUCAGUUCCUUUCAGGAAGCUGACCUCAGAAAUUUGAUGAUGCUGUUUUCCAUUUCAGAAUAUGUUGAACUUCAGCUGAGUAACAGCCCUGGGUUCACAGAAGUUAGCUGACCUGCUAUUUAACAGUACAAGGAACAUUUUAAAAAACGUAGUCUACAUCAUCUUAACUUGAGCAUGAAAGAGCAAGAAUUACUUCUCUCAAUGUCUCUUGUGGAAUGUCUUGAGAUAGAUGGAAAUGCCAGGCAUGUUGCAACACUUUGUUUUGUAGCUGAAUUUAUUAAGAGCUUCCAAGACCUCUCCGGUUUUCGCCUGGACUGCUCCAGUUACUUAAAUUCUGAAUCCCUUCCGGCAGCAAUUUCUUCACGCAAGAAAUUAACAAAAAUCACAUUAACUGGGUCAUUUUUGAGAGACCGAGAUCUGCUUUCUUUAGCUGCUGCUCUGCCCAAUUUUGUCUCUCUCAAAGUGUUGGAUCUUAAAAGCCCAUAUUUUGAUGACAAGGAAGCUUGUGAAAUCUUUGCAUACAAUUUAGGUGUUGUUCUUAACCUGGAGGAGCUCAUCCUUCCUGCAGGGAAGGGAAUAAGCUCAGUCAAACUGAUUGUUCAGCAGUGUCUAAACCUGCUGCACCUCAGAUGAUUCUCAUUUAUCCUGUGUCUGGAUGAUGACAGCCUGUUAGAAAUAUAGGUAACAAAGGAUGCAAACUGUGGAGGUUUCCAGAAGCUUAAGAAGCACUCACUGUCAGUAAAUCUCCAUGUUACAGAAACUGGCUGGAGAAACUUCUUCAGAACACUUAAUAACAUGCCUGCUUUAAAAGAGUUGGACAUCAGCGGUAUGUUCACACAUCAGAUCAAAGCCAGCGCAUCAACAGUGGUAGCUUUUGUCCCGUGUGAUUCUUGAUUGCGAAUGGUGGGUUGGCUCCUUGACGCAGAGGGCCAAAUGUUUGAUACCAUGAAGGAACAGCAUCCCCAGCCUAGCAGUUUAAAAUUAUCUUGGCAAUGGGUCUUGCCACUUUCACCAAUUUUUGAAGACUAG